UCCAGUCACUCCCACUAGAAUUUUAUUGAUCGUUACUAGAGUUCCAUUCUACAGUACAAUUAUUCUGAGACAGCAAAAUGGACUCGUAUUUAGCUCGUCUAAAGGAUGAUGUCCAGUGUUCUUUGUGUAAUGAUAGACUUACUGAACCUAAGAUCUUGCCAUGUUUCCAUACAUUUUGCAAGCCUUGUAUUAAAAGACAUGCCGAGCUGAUCGAKGRAGUSAACGUCUUCAAGUGUCCUCAGUGUAWMUCACUAACUCCUCUGUCACAACUAAACAGCGUGGAAGAUCUAAAAUCGAGCGUACUCCAUUCAAGGAUGUUAAAAGUCUUAGAGUUUAUAGAAAGUGAGAAGGUUUGUUCUGUUUCUCAGAGUCAUUCAACAGCAUCUUGGUAUUGUUUUGACUGUAACCGCUCGUUGUGUGACGAUUGCGAGAAGAGCCACUCAUUGUUCAUCAAAGACCACAACCUUUCAUCUCUCGCCGAGACGAAAGAAGAAGAUAUCAAACUGAUGCUGAGCAGAGAAAAUAACUGYGAACAUCACGUURACAAACUAGUACAGUGGUUUUGUAAGGACUGUGAAAAAGUUAUAUGCGUAGAAUGCUUGAAAUAUGGCCACGAAGGUCAUUUGACCUGUACGUUGUCAAAUUAUGCAGCAACGAAGAGAACUUUUCUGUCUGAGAAACUCGAGCAGCUAAGAAAGCGUGAGCAAGAUAUGAAAGCGAAAUUCAUGGCAGUGGAAAUGAUGGCGGUUCAAUUUAAAGAAUCGUGUGAGAAAGCAAAGCUAGAAGUAAAGGGAUCGUUAGAAAAGAUUGUGGAGAUAUUACAAAAGAAAGCUYUGGAAUUGACGAACCAAAUCGAUGAUGAAUUCAUGAAUGCCGAGAAAAUGAAAGCCGAAGGUCAGUGUCUGCUUGAUCAACAGCAAGGAAUAAUUAGUUACUUGAGUAAGCUGUUAGAAAAAGGUAUUGCAAGUGAAGUCAUUGAGGACAAAGAAUUUGAAGAAAAACUAGACAAACCAGAUAUUUUCCAAGUCGAAGAAAAGGAUUAUUAUGGGYUGACUUUUGUUGCUAACCAAGAUCUACUAAGASAAGCGAAUUUAGGUCUGGGAACCUUGCAAAAAUUAGAASACAAACAGCACMCGAUUGGCAGUGCAAUAGCUUGCUUAACGGUCAAAGGGAAACAGGAUAGUGUUGCAGUUGACAGGAAAACUGAAAUAACGAUGAAGAAUACUAAUUUUGGAUCAGCAGCAAGUUGUUUAGGAACAAUUUUUGGGUCAACACCAACAACAGCAAUUGCUUUUGGGUCAACACCAACAACAGCAAUUGCUUUUGGGUCACCAGCAACUGCUUUUGGGUCAACACCAACACAAGCAACUGCUUUUGGAUCAACACCAGCAACAACAGCAACUACUUAUGGGUCAGCACCAGCACCAGGAACUACUUUUGGAUCAACAGCAAUAACAGCAACUACUUAUGGGUCAGCACCAGCAACAGCAACUACUUAUGGGUCAGCACCAGCAACUACUUUUGGUUCAAAACCAGCACCAGCAACUACUUUGAUGUCAAAAGCAGCACCAGCAAUUAUUUUGAUGUCAAAACCAGCACCACCAACUACUUUUCGGUCAAAACCAGAACCAGCAACUACUUUGAUGUCAAAACCAGCAACAGCAACUACUUUUGGGUCAAAACCAGCACCAGAAACUACUUUGAUGUCAAAACCAGCACCAGCAACUACUUUGAUGUCAAAACCAGCAACAGCAACUACUUUUGGGUCAAAACCAGCACCAGCAACUACUUUGAUGUCAAAACCAGCACCACCAACUACUUUUGGGUCAAAACCAGCACCAGCAACUACUUUGAUGUCAAAACCAGCACCAGCAACUACUUUGAUGUCAAAACCAGCACCAGCAACUACUUUGAUGUCAAAACAAGCACGAGCAACUACUUUGAUGUCCAAAGCAGCUCCAGCAGCUACUUUGAUGUCAAAACCAGCAACAGCAACUACCUUGAUGUCAAAACCAGCAACAGCAACUACUUUUGGGUCAAAACCAGAACCAUCAACUACUUUGAUGUCAAAACCAGCAACAGUAACUACUUUUGGGUCAAAACCAGCAACAUCAACUACUUUGAUGUCAAAACCAGCACCAGCAACUACUUUUGGGUCAAAACCAGCACCAGCAACUACUUUGAUGUCAAAACCAGCAACAUCAACUACUUUGAUGUCAAAACCAGCACCAGCAACUACUUUUGGGUCAACACCAGCAACAACANCAGCAAGUUGUUUAGGAACAAUGUUUGGGUUAGCAUCAACAACAGCACCUGCUUUUGGGUCACCAGCAACAAGAGCACCUGCUUCUUGGUCAACACCAGCAACAGCACCUGCUUUUGGGUCAGCAGCAACAACAGCACCACCUACAUUUGGGUCGGCAGCAACACCAGCAACAGCACCUGCUUUUAGGUCAGCAGCAACAACAGCACCUACAUUUGGGUCGGCAGCAACACCAGCAACAGCUCCUGCUUUUGGGUCAGCAGCAACUGCUUUAGGGUCAACUUUAACAACGGCAAAUACUUUGAGGUCAACAUCAGCAACAGACACAUCUGUAUCAGCAGUAAGCAAUAAAUUCAGCUUCGCAUCACCUACUGUCGGAACCUUCAUGCCCUUAGAACCAUGUGAAUUUGGUGGCGAUACAGGAAAAGAGAGCAUUCAGACAAAAGGAAUUAUCAAAAAGGGAUUGCGAAGGAUGAAAAGAUAA
Actinia tenebrosa (Australian red waratah sea anemone) is the source of this 2747-nucleotide messenger RNA. RefSeq lists its product as uncharacterized. NCBI's taxonomy places the organism in Eukaryota, Metazoa, Cnidaria, Anthozoa, Actiniaria, Actiniidae. The record is from RefSeq and is a predicted model, not a curated record. Gene Ontology annotation, molecular function: zinc ion binding.